CUCGAAAAGAGCUACUGCCAGAAUCCACAGGCAUCUCUUGCAGCUGAACAUGGCAGACUGCCUGGAUCAAUACCAGCUUCCUGGAGAGAUCAAAAACUAUGGUUUACAAGGGAAAUAGCACGUUCCACGUCCUUCUGAGAAGAGACCAUAGGAUGAGAACUGAAAUAACACAUGUGGAAGAAGUAGGUAGUGGAAAAGAAUAGCUGAAAAGAAGAAGGUAAUAGAAAUUCCUCAUGGAAAUUAAAAAUCCUAACACCAGUCUAUCCAUAAAACAUCAGUCCUCAGAAGUAAGUAUCAUUGGCUUCAAUAAGCUUUACUUUGGGUGCAUCUCGAAUUUUAUUUAUCGUGUCAGAAGCAAACUGAGGAUACAAGUUAUAAUGUAUUUGAAAAACACAAUUUUUUAAAAAAAAACUUGGCAUUAUACUAAAUGUCCUUUGACCAGUAGCUGGCCACUUGGAGGGCCUCUGGUGUUGCUGUAAGAAGGUCCUCCUUUGUGCAUGUGGCAGGGCUCAGUCUGCACUGUAAUAGGCGGUCUGUGGUUUGCUCUUCUCCACACUCACAUGCCGUGGACUCCACUUUGUGGCCCCAUUUCUUAAGGUUGGCUUUGCAUCUCAUGGUGCCAGAACACAGUCUGUUUAGCUCCUUCCAAGUCGCCCAGCCUUCUAUGUACCCAGAAGGGAGUCUCUCAUCCAGCGUCAGCAACUGAUUGAGGUUCUGGGUUUUAGCCUGCCACUUUUGGACUCUCGCUUGCUGAGGUGUUCCUGUAAGUAUCUCUGUAAAUCUUAGAAAACUAUUUAAGGCGUUGGCAUGCUGGCUGAUACCCAAACAGGGGGUGAGGUGGAGAGGUCAAUGUCUUGGUCCUUUCAUUGCUGGCUGCUACUUCCUGGUGGAUUUCAGGUAGUGCAAUGCUGGCUAAACAGUAUAAUUUCUCCAGUGGUGUGGGGCAUAGACAUCCUGUGAUAAUGCGGUAUGUCUCAUUAAGCGUCACAUCCACUGUUUUAACAUGGUGAAAUGUAUUCCACACAGGCAUGUUUAUUCAGCAGCAGAGUAGCAAAGCGCAAGGACAGAUGUCUUCACUGUGUCUGGUUGUGAUCCCCAGAUUGUGCCAGUCAGCUUUCGUAUGUUAUUUCUAGCACCCACUUUUUGCUUGAUAGUGAAACUCGAAUUAAUAGUUUGACAUCAUUUGAAUUGCCAUGGCUCAAUGCUAGGAAAUCAUGGGAGCUGUAGUUUCACAAGGUCUAUGGCUUUCACUUCCAAAGGAUAUUGAUGCCUCACCAAAGUACAACUCCCAGGAUUGUCUGGCAGCUCAAAUAGUGUCAAACUGCAUAAUUUCUACAGUGUACUGAAAAUAUACCCUUCCAUCUGUAAACUUGCAGGUUUUGGUCAUGUAUAACUAGGACUGCGAAGAUGAGAAUGAUGUGUACUUUGAUUUUGAGAAUCCCUUGCCACCUGACAUACUGGACUAUCCAACAAAACUGGAGGGCAUCAGAUUGGGAAAAGCUGAUUUCUUCCAGGGUUUUAUUAAGCUGGAAUAAAAAUGAAAAUCUGUAUGUGUGUAUGUGGCACGGGUGUCUGCUCACACAGACAGCCCCCAGCCUCCAAAAACAGACUCGUCCAUGGCUGCAUGGUAUACGGUAGACUCCUGCAGAGAUGACAAUACCUUCACCAUACGCCAUGAAAAAGCCAACAAGUGCAUCCAGGUCAAAAACCAACAAGUUACAGCUGAAGACUGCCAAGAGACAAAAGAGAAUUUAUGGACAUGGGUCUCCCAACAUCGCCUUUUUAACUUGGGAUCCCAAAAGUGCCUUGGAAUAGAUACCACCAAAUCCAAGGAUCCCUUGAAAAUAGUGGAUUGUGAUUCAGACAUUACACUGUGGUGGCGAUGCUCUGAUGCCUCCGUAUAUUCUGCAUCUCAGAACAAACUGAUUUUAAAGAAUGGGGUUUUGACUGUGAGUGUAGACUCUUCUGAUGCAUGGAGAAGAAACAAUUCCAGUGAUGUAAUCUGUAAACUUCCAUACCAUGAAAUUUACACCAGGGAUGGGAACUCCUAUGGGAAACCUUGUGAGUUUCCCUUCCUGUUUAACAAGACAUGGCAUCAUGAUUGCAUACAUAAUGAAAUGUUCCAGGGUGGCGAAUGGUGCUCCACAACCUCCAGUUUUAGUCAACAUGGAAAAUGGGGGUUCUGCUUAAAACCAGAGGAUGGUUGUCAGGAUACAUGGGAGCAUGAUGAGAAAUCUGGAAGUUGCUACCAGAUAAAUACCCAGGCUGCCUUAUCUUGGAAGGAAGCAUAUGUCUCAUGUCAGAGGCAAGGUGCAGAUUUGCUGAGCAUCCGCAGCGCAUCUGAAUUAAACUACAUUCAAGCUAAAGAUGGUAUUGCAGAGAUAUUUUGGAUUGGAUUAAACCAACUAGAUCUUUCUGGUGGCUGGCAGUGGUCAGAUCACACCCCACUGAACUUCCUUAGCUGGGCUCCAGAAAUGCAGAAUACACCUCUCUUAGAUGGAACUGGGUGUGUAGCUAUGAAUGCCGAUGCAGGCAACUGGCAGAGUUAUCCUUGUGAGACUGCACUUCCAUAUGUCUGCAAGAAACAAUUCAAUAAUACCAACGCAGAAUUUCCAGGAGUUCAGAACUAUUUGGAGACUGAGUGUGAAUCUGACUGGAAUCCUCACAAUGGGUUUUGCUAUAAGCCAAUAAACAACUCUGCUUCCUGGAAAGAUGCAUAUCAUUCAUGCAAUGCAAGCAAUAGUAACUUAAUCAGCAUACAUUCCCUAGCAGAUGUUGAGUUAGUUGUUACAAAACUUCAUAAUGAAACAGAAGACCAGGUAUGGACAGGCUUCAUGAAUGAGGAUAUUCCAGCCUUGUUUAAGUGGUCAGAUGGUUCAGAAGUGGCGUUUACUUACUGGGAUCAGAAUGAGCCAAACAUUCCUUUCAACAAUACUCCCAACUGUGUAGCAUAUUCAGGAAAGUUGAGUCGAUGGAAUAUCCAGUCUUGUGAACAAAAACUAAAAUACGUAUGCAUGAAAAAGGGAAAAGUCUUGGAUGUACCCAAAUCUGCUAAAGAUUGUCCUUCAAGUGAGGGAUGGAAAAAGCAUGGAGAUUUUUGUUACAAGAUUGACCAGAAUGAAGUAUCAUUUGGAAAACUAUGCAAUCUCACUAUUACGAACAGAUUUGAACAAGAGUUCAUAAACAGUCUGAUUAGGAGGAACAGCAAAGUUGAAGGAAAGUAUUUCUGGACUGGCUUGCAAGAUAGCAAAUCUUCAGGAGAAUAUAGUUGGGGAAGUGUAGAUGGAAAUUAUGAAAAGUUAACAUACACAAACUGGGGCUCUUUUCAGCCAGAUAUUCGUGGAGGAUGUGUGGUUAUGUCAAGUGGAAAACAUCUUGGAAAGUGGGAGGUCAUGGAUUGCCAAACGUUUAAAGCAUAUUCUAUUUGCAAGAAGUACAUUGGACCCAAAAAAGAGCCAGACACACCGCCUAAGGUCACCGACCCAUGUCCGCAAGGAUGGCAGGGUGGAUCAGGUCUUGCUUGUUACAAGUUCUUUCACAAAGAAAGAGUGUUGAGAACAAGAACCUGGGAAGAAGCAGAGAGGUUCUGCGAGGCUCUUGGAGGACACCUUCCUAGUUUCAGCAGUUUAGAGGAAAUGAGAGAAUUCCAUAAAAUACUGAGAAAAACUAUCAGCAAUGACAGAUGGGUCUGGGUCGGGCUUAACAAGAGAGAUCCAGGAUCACUAGAGACAUGGCAGUGGAGUGACAAUAAACCUAUGUCUACUGUUCUUAUGCCUGCUGAGUUUAAAGAAGAUGAAUAUGAUACUAGAGACUGUGCGGCUCUUAAGACUCUUAAAUCCAUGCGACGUUCAUAUAUGUUUUUCCAUUUUGAAGACAGAAGUGAAGACUUUUACUUAAAACCUUUCCACUGUGGUUCAAAACUUGAAUGGGUAUGCCAGAUCCCUAAAGGUCGUACUCCAAAUGUACCAGAGUGGUACAAACCAGAUGAAGAUGGACUUCAUGGGCCAGCACUGAAUAUUGAUGGGUCUGAAUUCUGGUUUGUGCCCCAUAAACACCUGAGUUACCAAGAGGCUUCUCUCUACUGUUCUGAGAAUGACAGUGACUUAGCUUAUGUGACGUCUUUCACAGCGCUAAUACAGAUUUUAAACAGAAUGGCAAAUUUAACAGAUGAGAAACAGACUUGGUGGCUGAAAUACAUACCUCCUACAAGUCACUACCAUUCUGUUUUUUCGAUAUUUGCACACUAUCAUGAGAGAUACUUGAGGGAUUGUUGGCACAUUUCCUCUCAAAGCUGGUACAAAGACAACAUAAUAAGCUGCAAUACAAAACUUCCCUUCAUCUGUGAAAAAUACAAUACAUCACUUCUGGAGACACACGAUCCUAGUUAUAAGCCACCUCAGAGAAAGUGUCCUGAAAAAUGGCAUAGUUUUCUCAACAAGUGUUUUCAGAUAGUGCCUUCUCGAGAUUUAAAAUUCAAAGAAGCAAAUGAAUAUUGCACUUCAUUUGGAGGCCUGCUUCCUUCCAUCAGAAAUCAAGCUGAACAAGAUUUUAUAACCUCCUUGCUUCCUGGCUUGCCUCAAAACAUUUGGAUUGGUCUGCGCCUUCAUAUUCAUUCACGUGAAAAUAAAUGGGUAGAUGGAAGCUCUCUAGAAUAUAGCAAUUUCCACCCAUUGCUUCAAGGAAGGCUAAGGAGGGUUCAUCUAGACUUUUUUGAUGAGGAAGUGAAUGCCCAAUGUGGUGUUUUGCUCAACAAUCUCAAUUCUCAUGUGGGAACCUGGAACUUCACUUCCUGUGCUGACAUCAAUUCUGUAGCCAUAUGCCAACGAGAGGCAGAGGCUGCAGAAAACCAGACGCAGCAAAUGCUCAAUGUCACCUGGAACUAUCGAAAUGUCACAUACACUGCACUUCUAAAGAACUUGACAUGGUUUGAUGCACAACAGGAGUGCCUCCAGAAUAAUAUGCAGCUGGUUAGCAUUACAGAACAAUACCAGCAGGCUUUUCUUGCUAGUCAAGCUGCCCGCUAUAAUUCCCCAUUGUGGAUCGGACUCUCCAGUAAAGAUGACGGAAUACAUUACCAUUGGUUGGACAGAAAACGUAUUAGUUUCAGUCGCUGGUCUAAUGAAGAUGCAGAUUUGCUUGAUAACUGUGUAUAUUUGGAUACUGAUGGAUUCUGGAAAACGUCUGAAUGUUACUCAGAAAAACCAGGCGCAAUUUGCUACUUACCAGGAAAUGGAACUGAAAAAACAGAAUUAUAUCAUGAAUCUGUUCACUGUCCCCACAAGAUAAAGAACACACCAUGGGUAGCAUUUCGAAACAAUUGCUAUACAUUUCUGAUAACAAAAAACAGAAUGAGUGGACUGAGAUCAGGUGAAGGCCACCACUUAUGCAGGAUGAUGAACAUAAAUGCCUCUCUUCUGAGUAUCAAGGAUGAAGGAGAAAAUAAUUUUGUUGUUGAGCAGCUGCAUGCUUUCAGUGGCCUUGCUCAGUGGCUCUGGUUGGGCCUGCUUUAUGAGAGCGGUGAUAAUACUCUAAGGUGGUAUGAUGACUCACGCCUGUCAUACAAUAACUGGAGACUUGGAAGACCUUCCAUCAAAAGCAAUAAUUUUGUUGCUGGUAUCAGCUUGGAUGGUUUCUGGGAUAUUUACAACAAUACAGAAAACUGGGUACACCUACAGUUCAGUUUACAUAGUGUCCUUGUUUGUAAAAUAGAAAUGGAACCCAAAGAGGACAAACCACCACUGCCCACAGCACUGCCCUAUAGAAACAAUACGUAUUGGGUUCUUCAAAAACAGCUCAACUGGUACGAUGCAUGGAAAGAAUGCAAAAGAAAAGGAAGUGAGUUAGCCAGCAUACACAGUGAAUCAGAGCAAGUAUUUAUGGAAGCUAUUGUGAAGAAUGACGGAUUUCCUCUAUGGAUUGGUUUGACCAGUCAUAAUGGAAGUGAUUCUGAUUUUGAGUGGUCUGAUGGAAGUGCAUUCGAUUACAAACCCUGGGAGUAUGAGCACUCACUUCCUCCUGGAAACUGUUUUCUUUUAGACACUAAAGGAAUGUGGAAUCGUAUGAAAUGCACACAUCAUAUUGAUGGUGCUAUUUGCUACUCAUCCUCUAACAAAAUAGAGUCAAAGCAAGCAGAAAGUUCUACAAAAUGUCCAAAGACUACUGGGGGAUUAUCACAAUGGAUACAAUAUAAAGACCAUUGCUAUGCAUUUGAUAUGGAAUUUUACAAUUUUUCAACAUAUACCUCAGAUGCUGCUAAAGAUGUCUGCAAGAAACUUGAUCCUUCUGCAGCACUUUUGACUAUCAAUGAUGCAGAUGAAAAUAAGUUUGUGACAGCAUACUUAAGGCAACAUUACUUCAUUACUGGAAGGGUAUGGCUUGGAAUGCAGUCUAAUGGUCAGUCCUUGAAGUGGCUGGAUGGCUCAGAGGUUAUAUAUGCCAACUGGGCCAAGGGAAAGGAAAACGCCAAUGGCGAAUGUAGUGUUAUCUUUUCAGCAAAUGGGACAUGGUCCAGGAUGGACUGCAAGAACGUCCAGAGCAGAGUUGUGUGCAAGGCUCCUCAAGUUACUAAUCAUACAGGAGGAGCUAUAGCAGUGGCUGUUUUAAUUAUUAUGGUCCUCCUUGUUGGAUUAUUAUACUACCUUUAUAAAAAGAAACGACUACAGUGGGGCGGAUUCUCUUCCGUACGCUAUGAACGAGGGAUCCAUGAAGAGGAAACAGACAGCAUGUUUGCCAGGGAUGGUGACUGAAGAACGACGUCUGCUUGGCUGCAUUUAAACAAGAUCUGGAAUGGGCUAUGCUAACAUCUUCUUACGGGGUUUGCUUUGGCACAUUUGUGUGAAAUCUAUUAAGUAUCAGGUAAAUUUUGGGCUCUAGAUAUUGUCGCGGUUUUUGUUCCUUAUCAUUCAUUCAUUCAUUGAUAGCAACCCUUUGCCCACCAUUAGGAGAAUAAUAUGUCUCAGGCAUCUCAUUAGCUAUGUAAACUCCAAUUGAACUUUGCACUUUUUGUGUUUUUUUAUGAUUUGCACAUGCAUGCUGUGAUCCUGACUUUGGUAUUGGGACGUACGGCAUAUGCUCAUAUGAAGUACAGAUGCCUGUGAAUAGUUUUGAAAUGUAACUUAUUGAACAUAAACUAUAUAAUGUGAUAGCUUGAAAUACCAACCAUGCUCCAUUUUACUUAAGAUCUAUUGGAUACAGAGUUUUAUUUUUAAUACCUUGUGUUGAAAUUAGGGCUUUUUUGGCACAAGAUUUCUUCCAGCUCAUUGAGAUAUAUAUAUGCAAUUUACCAGACUACAUUUUGACAGGGUUUAACUUGAAUAAGCCAUAUAUGCUGUUCCUCAUACAUCAAUAUGGAAUGAGCAAAAUCAAAAUCACAAGCUAAACAAAAACUUCAGUCUUAUAGUAUAAAAAAGUUACAUUCUUUACUCCUGAUGUAGUGUUUCACAUUCAUUCUAUUCUUGUAUUAUUUUUGCCAUAUUUGUUGACCUUAAAAAAGGUACUAGUUAUUUUCUUUAUUGAAAUGUCAAAAACACUGGCAGGAAUCUAAAGACACAAAGGGUGAUCAAAAUGCUUCUAACAUAGUUCAACAGUGUUGCAUAGAGCGAGUCUCUACCCUGCUUACUAUGCCAUUAUAAAUCCUAUCUCUUGAUACUUUGCUGUGAGUGGGGAAAUCCCUUGAUUUCAUGUGGUGAAAUUCUGCUCACAAACAUGGUUCACCAUGUGAUGACGAUUUUCAUAUGGAUCAAGCAACCUCAAGCAU
Messenger RNA from Anolis carolinensis (green anole), 7756 nucleotides. It is a transcript of the gene ly75, whose product is annotated as lymphocyte antigen 75. The transcript is spliced from 37 exons. The record is from RefSeq and is a predicted model, not a curated record. Gene Ontology annotation, molecular function: signaling receptor activity. The coding region runs from base 1617 to 6746 and encodes 1709 amino acids. NCBI's taxonomy places the organism in Eukaryota, Metazoa, Chordata, Lepidosauria, Squamata, Anolidae. Gene Ontology annotation, cellular component: external side of plasma membrane.